Molecule: messenger RNA, 1483 nt
Organism: Argiope bruennichi
Lineage: Eukaryota; Metazoa; Arthropoda; Arachnida; Araneae; Araneidae
Product: gastrula zinc finger protein XlCGF17.1-like
Exons: 2
Coding region: 426-1478 (350 amino acids)
Biological process (GO): regulation of transcription by RNA polymerase II
Cellular component (GO): nucleus
Molecular function (GO): RNA polymerase II cis-regulatory region sequence-specific DNA binding; DNA-binding transcription factor activity, RNA polymerase II-specific
Source: RefSeq, a predicted model, not a curated record
GCGUGAUGUAAACAGAAAUCGCGGAUAACUAUGAAAUUUGGCUGCAUGAUCUUAAAUUUAGCCAAUUCAGUUAGACGAUUUGCCGCCAUCUUAUCUAUUGGCGAAAGUAUCUCAAGCUUGGCGAUCUCUCAGCUCAUCGAAAAAUAGCCAUAAAUGUAAUCGAAUAGAUUAAAUUGAUAUAGCCUGAACUAUCUGAAAAAGGAAAUAAAUUUUGAAAGUAGCGACCUUUUGAACAACAUGAGCCAUGCAGAUUUGAUAACUUGGCUUUUGGAGAUAUCGAAUCUGAAUGGGAGAAAGCUUGUGUGUUCUUCAGUGUCAACCAGGACUUGAUUCUGACUUUACUUGGAUGAAAAAAAUAUUAUUUCUUGUGGAAAUAGUGUCAAGAUUUCAACUACGUGGAGAAAAAUUUAUUCAUAGUCUUAAUUAUGCAAGCUGAUAUUAAUCCAGGAAAUACAUACUAUAUGAGCAAUGUGUCCAUGAAAGAAUACAUUAAAAAAGCAAAUGCUGAUUUUAAUUAUGGGCAUGUUGAAAUUGAGACUACCACAAAUGAAAAACCUUUCCAUUGUGAUGUGUGUAGUAAAGCAUUUUCUCAAAAAUGUAGACUAAAUAACCAUUCCAUUAUUCAUAAAAAUGUAAAGUCGUUUAUUUGUGAUGUAUGUCACAAGGCAUUUUACAAGAAAGGAAAUUUAAAGGCACAUUAUCGUACUCAUGCAAAUAAGAAACCUUUGCUUUGUGAUAUAUGUGGUAAGAUAUUUUUUCACAUGGGAUUUUACAAGAAACAUAAACUUACUCAUGUAAAUGAAAAUGUUUGUGAUAUGUGUAAUAAAGUGUUUACUUACAAAAGUGCUUUAGAGAAACACUAUGUUAUUCAUACAAAUGAAAAAUCUUUUGUUUGUGAUAUUUGUUGCAGAGCAUUUUCUCAAAAAGGUAAUCUGCAUGUACAUUAUCGCACUCAUACAAAUGAAAAACGUUUCAUUUGUGAUAUAUGUGAUAAGCAAUUUUCUUACAAGGAUGCUUUAAAUGCACAUUAUCGUGUUCAUACAAAUGAAAAACCUUUUGUUUGUGAUGUGUGUGCUAAAGCAUUUUCUCGCAAAGGUACUUUAAGCAAACAUUAUAUUACUCAUAAAAAUUUAAAACCUUUUCUUUGUGACACUUGUGGUAAAGCAUUUGCUCAAAAGAGUAAUUUAAAUGCACAUCAUCGAACUCAUAUAAACGAAAAACCAUUUGCUUGUAUUGUAUGUGCGAAAACAUUUUCUUACAAAGAUGCUUUAAAGAAACAUUACCUUACUCAUACAGAUGAAAAACCUUUUGUGUGUGAUAAAUGUGAUAAGUCAUUUUCUCGGAAAGAUACAUUAGAAACACAUUACCGUAUUCAUACAAAAGAGAAACCUUUUGUCUGUGAUAUUUGUGGCAAGGCAUUUACUCAGAGAGGUCAUUUAGAUGCACAUUAUCGAACUCAUCCAAAUAAAAAAACCUAGUUUAU